Messenger RNA from Effrenium voratum, 558 nucleotides. Lineage: Eukaryota; Dinophyceae; Suessiales; Symbiodiniaceae. The record is from the annotation of a GenBank genome assembly.
AUGUUUUUGCGGCUCCUGAUAUGGGUCUUGGAAAGCCAGGUGGUCGUGGUGCAUGAUCACCGGGAUUUUCUCAAGAAAUCCAGCGCGGCCGGCAGUGUUACUGGCACCUUGAUCUCCUUUUGGGGGCCCAUCAUGUGCUUCCCCCAGUGGAUCGGCGGGCUGAUCUUUGGCCUUUUGGGCUGUCGACCCGCGGCCGCCAUCUUCGCUGCGCGCAUGGCUGCCAUGUGUGUGGUGCGCACCUUGGACCAGAAGAUCCCGUGCACCAGGGGUUUGGGGGUUUGCCAUUUGGUGACCUUUCCGCCGGUGCUGUGGUGGCUUCUAACAAGGACUCCAAACACCACCACAGGGGUUGAUGCCUAUGCUGAGAAGUUUCUGAGCUUUCAAGUUUAUGUGAUCGGUCUGUGCCUCUUUCUGGACGCGCGCGACUUGAUGUUUCACUGCUGUGGCUAUCCGUUCCCAUGCUACAUCCGUGAAGGAGUGCAAGCCGGUCUUCUCGACAUUAAAGAUCCUAGGGCAAAGCGCCCCGUGACCUUGUCGGCACGUCUGAUCGGGCCCUGA